Mixia osmundae IAM 14324 is the source of this 225-nucleotide messenger RNA. RefSeq lists its product as uncharacterized. The transcript has a single exon. The record is from RefSeq and is a predicted model, not a curated record. Lineage: Eukaryota; Fungi; Basidiomycota; Mixiomycetes; Mixiales; Mixiaceae. The coding region runs from base 1 to 225 and encodes 74 amino acids.
AUGCAACAACAAGUGUGCGGGCUUGCAUUGUACAGUGCUGUCAUGCAGUAUAGGAUAGCGUCGAGAGCUCUAGAAGACCGCAAAGGUCUCAUCGGAAAGGCCAAGCGUGGUCAUCGCCAGGGACAAGUUAGUGUUGAUGCGCUGUCGCUGGCUGCGCUGGGGCAUGUGCUGCUCGCCAUUCUGCCAUCGUAUCAUUCGCCCGAUAAGUCGGCGGCGGUUGAUUGA